Athalia rosae (coleseed sawfly) is the source of this 8285-nucleotide messenger RNA. RefSeq names its product F-box only protein 11 (gene FBXO11). The record is from RefSeq and is a predicted model, not a curated record. Gene Ontology annotation, biological process: protein ubiquitination; ubiquitin-dependent protein catabolic process; regulation of apoptotic process. The coding region runs from base 37 to 2850 and encodes 937 amino acids. Lineage: Eukaryota; Metazoa; Arthropoda; Insecta; Hymenoptera; Athaliidae. Gene Ontology annotation, molecular function: zinc ion binding; protein binding. The transcript has 8 exons.
CCCGUUUUUCGUACAAAUUUCGGGAUCCCGGUCAAGAUGCCGAGCGCCUCCUUCACCUCAUCGCGUAGCUACGUACGCAGAUCCCGAAGGAAAGGUGCAAAUAGGAUUCCGCUACCCUCUAGAACAACAUCGGCAGAACCAUGCGAGCUACCGUGUCCAGCUUCAAAUCAGAUUCCACCAGGAGGUGGAGGUGUUGGUGGCGGCAGGGGGUCAUCCCCAAGUGUGUCAGGGAUAGCUGCUCCUUCUCCCUCUCAUUCACAUUCGUCUCCCUAUGAUCUUCGACGCAAAAGUCCCCCUCAUCCAGAUCCAGCGCCUGGCACAAGUUCAGCGUUGCCACCUCCUGGAGGCAGCAGUAUUGCUGCCGCUCUUGGCUCUUCUUCCUUACCAGCUAGAAAAAGACCAAGGCGAUCAUGCUCGCUUUCAACAGAUGGUACAAACACUAACACAGCAGCGCACUACCUUCAAUAUGAAUUACCAGAUGAAGUGCUGCUGACGAUAUUCAACUAUUUAAUGGAACAAGAUUUGUGUCGUGUUUCGCAAGUUUGUAAACGUUUUCAAGCAAUUGCUAAUGACACAGAACUAUGGAAGUCUUUGUAUCAGCAAGUUUACGAGUAUGAUUUACCGCUGUUUAAUCCAGCACCAUGCAAAUUCGAAUUUGUAUCGCCAGAUGAAUCUGACUAUUCUAACCCAUGGAAAGAAAGUUUCCGACAGUUAUACAGAGGAGUACACGUCAGGCCUGGUUUCCAGGAUUUAAAAUUCAAGGGCAGAAACUUGCCUUAUUUUAAUACAGUGCAAGGAGCUUUAGACUUUGUAGAAGAAUAUAGAAGCAGUAGUGGGUCCUCACCAAAUACUAAUACAAGUACAAAUGUACAAGGCAAUUGUUGUGGCAAUAAUUCUCAAGGCACAGAGGAAACACCUCAACAUUUAGUAUUUUUACAUGCCGGGACAUAUCGUGGUGAAUUUCUCGUUAUUGACUGCGAUGUUGCCCUGAUAGGUGCCGCUCCAGGCAAUGUUGCAGAAUCUGUUAUCUUAGAAAGAGAAAGCGAGUCGACAGUAAUGUUCGUUGAAGGAGCUAAGCGGGCGUACGCGGGUCAUCUUACUCUCAAGUUCACACCCGAUGUAACCAGUACUGUCCCACAUCAUAAGCAUUAUUGUCUAGAAGUCGGCGAAAAUUGUAGUCCUACCGUUGACCAUUGCAUUAUCAGGAGUUCAAGUGUUGUUGGAGCUGCUGUCUGUGUAUCUGGCGUCGGUGCAAAUCCUGUGGUUAAAAACUGUGACAUUUCCGACUGUGAAAAUGUUGGACUGUAUGUAACAGACUAUGCUCAGGGCACAUACGAGGACAAUGAGAUAUCUCGCAAUGCGCUUGCCGGAAUAUGGGUGAAAAAUUAUGCAAACCCAAUUAUGCGAAGAAACCAUAUUCACCAUGGCAGAGACGUGGGAAUAUUUACCUUCGAUAAUGGUUUAGGGUACUUUGAAGCUAACGAUAUUCACAACAAUAGAAUUGCUGGUUUUGAAGUAAAGGCUGGCGCAAAUCCAACUGUUGUUCAUUGUGAGAUACAUCACGGACAGACUGGCGGCAUUUACGUGCACGAAAACGGAUUAGGACAGUUUAUUGAUAACAAAAUUCACUCAAAUAAUUUUGCUGGAGUUUGGAUAACCUCUAAUUCCAAUCCAACAAUUCGUAGAAAUGAAAUAUAUAAUGGGCAUCAAGGUGGUGUGUAUAUAUUUGGGGAGGGACGUGGACUCAUAGAACAUAACAAUAUUUAUGGUAAUGCUUUGGCUGGUAUACAAAUCCGAACGAAUUCGGACCCAAUUGUUAGACAUAAUAAAAUACACCAUGGACAGCAUGGUGGAAUAUAUGUCCAUGAGAAAGGUCAAGGUUUGAUAGAAGAAAAUGAAGUUUAUGCCAAUACCCUAGCUGGAGUUUGGAUAACCACGGGAUCGACUCCAGUUUUGCGAAGGAAUCGAAUUCACAGUGGAAAGCAGGUUGGAGUUUAUUUCUAUGACAACGGUCAUGGGAAGCUAGAAGAUAAUGACAUCUUCAAUCAUCUUUACUCCGGAGUGCAGAUAAGGACUGGGAGCAACCCCGUAAUUAGAGGAAAUAAAAUAUGGGGUGGGCAGAAUGGUGGAGUGCUUGUUUACAACAGCGGUCUAGGUCUUUUAGAACAGAAUGAGAUAUUUGAUAAUGCUAUGGCAGGCGUGUGGAUAAAAACCGACAGUAACCCAACGUUGAAAAGAAAUAAAAUUUUUGACGGAAGAGACGGAGGAAUUUGUAUAUUCAAUGGUGGCAAAGGUGUGCUUGAAGAAAAUGACAUAUUCAGAAAUGCACAAGCGGGAGUGCUAAUCUCCACCCAAUCACAUCCAGUCCUUAGGAGAAAUCGUAUUUUUGAUGGGUUAGCUGCUGGUGUUGAAAUAACUAACAAUGCUACUGCCACUUUGGAAUUCAAUCAGAUCUUUAAUAAUCGAUUUGGAGGACUCUGUUUGGCUAGUGGCGUCCAACCGACAACAAGAGGUAACAAAAUAUUUAACAAUCAAGAUGCGGUGGAGAAAGCUGUGGGAAAUGGACAAUGUCUUUAUAAAAUCUCUUCUUACACAUCCUUCCCAAUGCAUGACUUUUAUCGUUGUCAAACGUGCAAUACAACAGAUCGAAAUGCGAUCUGUGUGAACUGUAUAAAAACCUGUCAUGCUGGGCACGACGUAGAAUUUAUUCGUCACGAUAGAUUUUUCUGUGACUGUGGGGCUGGAACUUUGAGUAACCAGUGUCAGCUGCAGGGUGAACCAACACAGGAUACAGAUACUCUGUAUGAUAGUGCAGCACCGAUGGAAUCCCAUACACUAAUGGUCAACUAGAAAUAACUAAAUGAAAAUUACAGACUCCAAAUUCGUAAGUUGACCCGUUGAAGUUGAUGGUUAAUGACCAUAUUAAUAAUAAUAAUAACAAUAAUAAUAAUAAGAGUAAUAAUAAUAAAUAAUAAUAAUCGUCAUAAUAAUAACAGCAACAACCUUAAUAAUAUCUAAUCAUAAUAAUAACAAUAACAAUAAUAAUAAUAAUAAUAACAGCAGUAAUAGGAAUCGUAAUCUGUUGUUGAGUUCUUUAUUAUCAUUAUUAUUUGAAUUUCUCGUAGAACUAUUGCAAAGGCUGCAAAACGUAAUCUUUCACACACGAUAUUUUCUUAUAUUUCCUCCCUGUUUUAAUGAUCUCUGCGUCAUUGUGCAAGUUUUACAUUAUUUUUACGUUAUUAUUUACAAGCGGAUGUACAAUGUUGAUUAGCUUUAUUAAACUUUUUGAUUAUUGUAGUAUUGUAUUGUUUCAACUGCAAGUUUACCAUAUAUGAUAAAAUCGCUUUAUAAACUUUCUUGAAAUUUGUUUGGAAGCAAAUGAAUACCCUGACUUGGCCUUCAUGACAAUUGAUAGAUAAUUUUUUGUAAUACGUUUUUGUUAAAUAUUUCGGUCACUCGUUUUUAAAAGACCUGGUGACAAGUUACUCAAAUGAAUACAAAUCACCCUUAGUCUCUGUUCACUCUAGUUAGUUCCAUUACCCGAGAUCGUUAUAUGACAAUAGUAAAACUUGCAGUUGCAAAAAUACAUCAGAAACUUCAAAUUUUUGAGUAUUCAUCACUGAAUAUAAUCUUAUGCAAUUUGGAAUAGAAUAAUGAACGUAUAAAGAACUCCACAUUCAGUAUUUUUUAUCCAUAAAACGAUUGCACAAGAAGAAAUGUUUUGUUAAAAACGCAGAACUGAAAUACAAGGCAGCCUAAGGUAGCUAAUCUUAAUAAAUACACGGUAAAAGAAAGCAAAAAGGAAAAGUAAAUAAACACAUAAAAAAAUUAUUUACAUAACAAUUAAAUGUAUCAUAAUUAAGCACUUUCUUAAUAAUUGUAAUUUAUAUUUCUUAAUUUUUAAAGAAAACGAGUGAGAGAACGAUAUCUGUAUACGAAGAAUGUGUAUGGAUUAAACAGUGAACGGCACUUGGUCGAAUGAACAUUCCCAACUGGUUGCUGUUUGUUGUGUUUUCGUAAACAUAAACUGGCUUGAACGAUUUAUCGAAAGUGACUUAAUUGAGGGUAAUGUAAUUGCCAAGAAAUUAUGUGCGGAAAAAUAAAAAUUCUAGGAUAUGUUAAGCUGUGUACAUACUCAACCGACAGGCGUCGAAUUCAUUGAGAAAUAUUUAAAACAAUUGUAAAGUUCUCUAUGCAUAUGAAACGGGCUUGACGAUAAUUAAAAAAUCGAAUGGAGCAAAGUAUUUUGUCUCCAAAUAUCAGAAAUUUGUUGUAUUAAAAUUUCUGCAAAUUAUAAGUUGUAUCAAGAAGCUGUUCUAAGUUUUUUUUUUUUUAAAAAGCAUACAAAACAGUUUUAUGCUUGUAACAAUCAAACACCGACGAUCCCAUGAACAUGCGAUAAUGCACGAAACUAAUGGAUUAUUUAUUCGUCCAUAUCUUCAUGGAAGUGCGCCAUUUAUGACGCUCAAAAAUGGUGGAAACUGUAACUCAAACAAGUGAAAUGAAUAAUCAACCAACAACCAAACAAGAAUAAAUCGAUUCAGAGUUUUUUUGUUCUAUAAAACAUCUAAGAUACAAAAAGUAACAGUAUGCCUACACACAAAUGAUAAAUAUUCACUUGUGCUAAUAAAAUUGUUUAAAGCAGCUAAAAAAAGCAGAGUGCAUAAUAGAAAAAUAAGAUUAAAAACAUAUUUAAACUAUUUAACAAUUUUAACAAAAUAAAUAUUGGUGUCCACCAGUGAAAAUAAGAACAGCAAUUUAUUAAAUAUAAACUGUCGAUGGAACAGUGAAUCUCGAGUUUUUAAGAGUAAUUACUUUUGAUUAUUACAUUAUGAUUUUUAUUUUUAUUAUGAUUUUUAUUAUUAUUAUUAUUAUUAUUAUUAUUAUUAUUAUUAUUUUUAUUAUUGUUAUUUUAACAGUGAUGUUUAAUCGUAAUUCUCUUGUGGAAGAAGUACGAACCCUGUUAUACGAACAAGCGUCUGUUUAGCCAUAAUUCCCCUUCCUUCAUAUAUCGAUCCUCAUGCCCCUUUCCUUUCCUACAACCUAUUUCGAAUUCGCGAAUCUGGAUUCUAUACAUAAAGGUGAAAAAAAGUAUCAAUAAGUAGAUAAUAAAAAUGAGUAACGUGGAAUUUCGUUUAAACUGGAUAACAAAGUUCUGCGGUAUAUCAAUUAUUAUACAUAUAUGUAGCACUUUUGUAUUUCACUUGAAAUGAAGUGGUAGGUAGAAGCUGCCUUUGGCAUUAAUAUAUUCGUUGACUUUUAAAUUAAUUUUUAUUAGCAUAUGUAGGUUGCAAUUGAUGCAAAUAUAUUAAUUUCGAGGGACUAUUAAUUUGAGAAAAUGUAUUUUAAAGGCAAAUGCCAAAGGCAAUUUUUACGAUCGGUUACAAAUAAUAUUAUCCAUAUGAGGAAAUAAAAGAAAAGAAGAAAAAAAAAUGCUGAAAAAUAUUAUGUUCUUGAGUGACGAUGCUGUAUACUGGUAUGUUGUUUCGUUUUAACAUUAUAAGAUGAAUUUGUUUAAAGCUUGGAGUAAGGAAACUAUACGAAUCAAGAAAUAAUUUGUGUUAGCGUUGUUUUUCUAUACUAUUGCUAUGUAUUGACUCGUCAAACUUACAUAGAAAAUUUGUUCUUAUAUACCCUCCGUAUUUCAUAGUCUUGGUUAUUAAUUUGAUAAUUUGUUGAAUGUUGAAUCCUUGUUAACUUUUAUUCGCCAUGAUAUAAUUCAAGGCAGGCGGAUGUCAGGAUAAUCUCUCAGUUGAGAGAGAACGAAUAAUUUUUCAGCCUCAGUUGCCCAUACUCCAUAGCUUCAAGCGUGAUAAGUGAUAAGUGAUAAUUACUAUUAACAUUGUUUUGUGCCGCAGCCAAAUAGCCAUAAUCUUGUAUAGCCGUAGCGAUCAAUAGUUUCCUGUAUGUCUCUUUAUGAUUUCUUCCAUCACCUUCCAUUAUUACAAUAAUUGCUUAGUGAAGAUAUGUAGCCUCUUCAUGUCCAGCCAUUCUAAUUUGAAGUGAAAAGUUUAAUUGUUAUAUCAUGAUUCUAUCCCAUUAAUCACUCCAGACAUAUACAUAGUUUCAACGAUAUGAUGUACUGUAUAUUUAUUUUGACUGCAGCACGAUUCUAAUGUUUCGUUUCUAUUCGUUGGAUGUAUUAGGUAAGGUUUAGUCAACAAUGUAGACACGUUGCGUUUUUAAUACCACAUAAUACCACCUGGCAUUAUUGUUAAUUCACACGCGAUUAACUAAAUAAAUAUAUUACAUUCUCAUGUGUAUAAAUAUAGUAUUCGGAUAUCGAACACGUGGGGAUUAGAAUGAAUUUUGUCGUAUUCAAUCUGAAAAAACAUAUUUGUAUAAAUCUGUGAUCAUGUGAAUUAAUCGUUCAGAUAUAAACUUCUUAACACAUAAUGUUAACAAAAAAUAAAACAAAAAAAACUAUGGCAGAACAAAAAUCCAUUCAACUUUUCCGUAAUAAUAUCAAAUGCCAAAUUAAGAAACCUUUCGAUGAAAGUACCUCGUCUAGCAAAACAAAAAAAAAAGGAAACAAAAAUAUUUUAUUGACAUUUUUCCCUAUUACUACUUUUAUUUUAUUUGUAAUAUUUUUAACAUUUGUUUUAUAUCAAUUACAAUUGUACAUUAACUAAUAAUGUUUCGUCAUUUAUAUCUUAAAUGGAUACUUGAGUUUUUUCUAAUUUUAUCAUUAUUCUCUUUUUUAAUAGUUGUCUCUAUUUAUCAAAUUUGAAUUUUUGCACGAAUAUUCAUUCCACAUAUAUUACAUGCUCCGUACUGAAACGCUAUGUUGUUUUACUUUAUUUUUCUUUUUUUUCUUCUAUAGCAAAAUACUUGCCAUUAUUAUGUUAGUUGCCAUAAAAUGAUUUGUUUCACGAUAGAUAAUAGAUAGACUAAAAAGGAAAUACAAUGUGCAACGUAAGCAUCUGGAAAAGUUGAUACCACUACGUAUUCUGUACAUAAUAAUCCACCCACUAUAUAAUUAUAUAUACUUAUAUAUUAUUUAUAUAUACACAUAUACAUAUACACUAUAUUUAUAUAUGUAUAUGUAUAUACAUAACGCAUUGAUUAUAUUAUUAUAGUAAAUAUAUUAUUAGAAAUUAUUAUUUUUUCCCUUAAUGUAUUCAUGAUUCAUAUAUCCUUAGUUUUCACCAUGACAUCUUUAUUGUAUAAUAUCAUACAAAUAUUCAAAGUUCCAUAGUUUUUAUUCAAUCCGGACCCUAACGCACCUAUACUUAUAUAUACUUACUUUUACUACUGUUUUUAUUAUUGUCAUUGUCAUUAGUUGUAGUACUACUGUUGUUCUACUACCCUCUACUAUUACUGCUACUCUUACUACUACUACUCUACAAAAAUUACUGAGAAUAUAACUUAUACUAUCUACAUAUACUAAAAUGCUUCCUGUGCAGAAAAAGAAACAUGGGAUACCGAAUUGGGAAUAAGUUUAUUUACCAUACAGAUAAUGUUUCCAAAAAUUGACAAAGCUAACUAUGAAAUCACCAAUCAUGCUGAUUAUUGUAUAGAAAUUAGGAAUGAUAGCCAAUACAUGUUAAAUUGUAAAUUGCGAUCCAAAUGAGAUGCGUAUAAAAUGUCAUCACUAUUAAAAUGUUAUAUCGGAGACUGCGACAAUGUCGCCUUAUAGUUUUUGACACAUUUUAAAUCACAUAGUGCUGCUUUGGUUAGAAGAGAUAUGUUUCAGAAAAUUUUAGUCUCCACAGGUAGAACAUUUUGUAUGAAUAGUAUCGGUUUUGGAAACAUUGAAGUAUAUUAUUUCUAGAAUUGCAGCAUCAAUCUUUCAACUUCAAAUGAUUUAAUUUAGUUACGUUCUGAAUAAUGUGUCAAUUACUGUACUCAUUCAUCAUAUAAAUUUAAACACGAGCCUCGUGACGUACUGCUGCGUGGCAUUUAUAACUAAUUGCUGAGGUAAUAUCUUAAUCGUUUAAUGAAUAGAAUUAAAAUAAUGUAUAAAAGAGAACCGAAUCGAGACCGUAUGGUUGUAUAAAAACAGGAUUUCUUUUUCCUCAUAUUUACUUGGCUCUCAUGUAUUGCAUGAGUGGAAUGCAAUUUUAUAAAUCAUAAACUAUAGCUGUAAAUUUAGCUCGUGAAUUAAAUUAUUUAAAAGCUCAGGCUAAUUACCAGAGCAUGGCUAUAUUGAUAGUGUGUACUGUAACAUACUGGUUACGGCUUGAAUUGUAAAUAGAUUAUAUUAAUGUAAUCAAUUAUUAUAUCGCUAAUCUGAGCCGUCUUGGGCUACUUGAAGAAUAAAAGUAUUGGUAAAAACUUUUAAA